Auanema sp. JU1783 is the source of this 6867-nucleotide messenger RNA. NCBI's taxonomy places the organism in Eukaryota, Metazoa, Nematoda, Chromadorea, Rhabditida, Rhabditidae. The record is from the annotation of a GenBank genome assembly.
AUGACAGACAUCGCUGUAAGGGGCCAUGCUGACUAUGGCGGUGGUGGUAUGAACGAUGAGGAAUACGAUGAAAAUUCAUCUGCUCGCCUUUUCGAGCGAAGUCGUAUCAAGGCCCUUGCAGAUGAGCGUGAGAACGUUCAGAAGAAAACGUUCACGAAAUGGGUCAACUCUCACUUGGUUAGAGUUAGUUGCAAGGUGCAAGAUCUGUAUAUGGAUUUGAGAGAUGGUAAAUACUUACUUAAAUUAUUGGAAGUUCUGUCAGGAGAACGAUUGCCUAAACCUACCAGAGGUAAAAUGCGUAUUCACUGCUUAGAAAAUGUAGAGAAGGCAUUGAAUUUUCUUCGAGACCAGCAUGUACAUUUGGAAAAUUUGGGUUCUCAUGAUAUUGUGGAUGGCAGUCCACGUUUAACAUUAGGUCUCAUUUGGACUAUCAUCCUACGAUUCCAGAUCCAAGAUAUUACUUUCGAAGACGCUGAUAACCAUGAGACAAGAAGCGCCAAGGAAGCACUUCUUCUCUGGUGUCAAAUGAAAACUGCUGGUUAUCCUAACGUCAACGUUAGAAACUUCACAACUAGCUGGCGUGAUGGUUUGGCAUUCAAUGCCCUUAUUCACAAACAUAGGCCCGAUUUGGUUGAUUAUGAAAAUCUGCAGAAAUCUAAUGCUCUUUUCAAUCUGCAAAACGCAUUUGACGUUGCUGAGCAACAACUUGGUCUUUCAAAGUUCUUGGAUGCUGAAGAUAUUAAUGUCGAUCAGCCUGACGAGAAAUCCAUUAUUACCUAUGUCGUCACAUAUUAUCACUAUUUCAACAAAAUGAAACAUGAGAACAUCCAAGGAAAACGUAUUGGAAAAGUUAUCAACGAGCUUAUGGAAAACGAAGAGCGUAUCAACAAAUAUGAAACGAUCUCCUCAGAUCUUUUGGAUUGGAUUAAGCAAACAAUUGAAAAACUCAAUGACCGAACUUUUUCUAAUUCCCUACAAGGGGUUCAGGAGCAAUUAACUGAGUUUAACAAUUACAGAACUCAGGAAAAACCACCUAAGUUCGAAGAGAAAGGUGAACUCGAAGUUCUUCUUUUCACAUUGCAGUCGGCUAUGCGUGCCAACAAUCAAAGAGCUUACGUUCCACGUGAAGGAAAACUGAUAGGAGACAUCAACCGAGCUUGGGAAGCUCUUGAGAAAGCCGAACACGAGCGUGAACUUGCCCUCAAAGAGGAACUAAUUCGACAAGAAAAACUCGAGCAACUCGCUGCCCGUUUCAACAGAAAGGCUGAAAUGAGGGAGACAUGGUUAACAGAGAAUCAACGCCUUGUCAGUCAAGAUAACUUUGGUUCUGAUUUGGCAAGCGUUGAAGCAGCAACCAAGAAACACGAAGCUAUCGAAACUGAUAUUUAUGCUUAUGAAGAACGUGUUCAAGCUGUUAUUGCUGUUGCCGGAGAGCUUGAAGCAGAAAACUACCAUGCUAUGGCUGAUAUUAACACUCGCAAGGAUAACGUUGUGCAGUUAUGGAAUUAUUUAGUUCAACUUUUGUUAGCUCGACGUGUCCGUUUGGAACUUUCCAUGGCUAUCCAGCGUGUCUUCCACGAUAUGCUUCUCACCUUGGAUCUCAUGGACGACAUCAAGUCGCGAUUGUUAUCUGAUGAUUUGGGCGUUCAUCUCAUGGACGUGGAGGACCUGCUCCAGAAGCACGCUCUUCUAGAAUCUGACAUCAACAUCAUUGGUGAUCGUGUUCGUAGCGCAAUCAGCCAAGCUGAACGCUUCAAAUCUCCUGAUGGUCCUGAUGGCAGCAAAUACUUCCCAGUUGAACCAUCAGUUGUUGAAGAACGUUCUUCCAUUCUUCAAUCCCGUUAUCAAGAAUUGCUUGAAUUGGCAGCUCAACGUAAACAUCGUCUCGAAGACAAUCGUAGACUUUGCCAAUUCUGGUGGGAUGUUGCUGAGUUGGAGCAAGGAAUCAAGGAGCAAGAGCAAGUUCUUUCAUCUUCUGAUACUGGCAAAGACAUUGUUACUGUUUCCCAUCUUCUCGCUAAACAUAAGAACGCUGAGAACAAUUUGGUAAUCUUAGAAAAGACUUUGAGCAACUUGGACGGAGAAGGACAAACUCUUGUUCAAGACAACAUUCCAGGAUCUGAUAAUAUUCCACCAAGACUCGACCAAAUUCGAGAAUACAUCACCAAGUUGAAGGAUCUCGCUGUAUUACGCCGUAACCGUCUUUCCGGAGGAGUUGACUAUUAUCAGUUCUUCACUGAUGCUGAUGAUGUUGAUGCUUAUCUCCUCGACACUCUUCGAGUUGUCAGCUCUGAUGAUGUUGGAAAAGAUGAAGGAACCGUUCAAUUACUUCUUCGUAAACACGAUGAUGUUAGUGAGGAACUGCAAGUGUUCGAUGAGCACAUCAAGCAACUUUACCAAAAGGUUGAGGCUCUUCCAGUUGAUGCUCGUGAGCAUCCCGACAUUCGUGAGCGUUUGGAUACAACUUUGAAACGCAAAACCGAAUUGGAGAACCUUGCUCAGCUUCGCAAGCAACGUCUUAUCGAUGCAUUGUCAUUGUACAAAUUGUAUGCUGAUGCCGAUAGUGUCGAAGCUUGGAUCGAUGAGAAGGGAAAACUGUUGGCUACUCUCGUACCUGGACAAGACUUGGAAGAAGUCGAGAUCAUGAAGCAUCGUUUCGAAACUUUGGAACAAGAUAUGAACAAUCAAGAAGCCAAAGUUGCUACGGUUAAUGAAUUGGCUCGUCAACUUCUCCACGUCGAUCAUCCUAACUCUGAUGACAUUCUUCACCGUCAAAAUAAACUCAACGCUCGUUGGGCUCAGCUUCGUGAUAUGGUUGAUCAGAAGAGAGCUGAAUUGGACCGGGCUCACCGCUUGGAAACAUUCCGCAUCGAUUGUCAAGAAACUGUUACAUGGAUCGAAGACAAGACUCGUGUUUUGGAAGAUUCCGAUGCUCUUACCAACGACUUGUCUGGUGUCAUGAAACUCCAACGUCGUUUGUCCAUGAUGGAGAGAGAUUUGGGAGCCAUUCAAGCCAAGUUGGAUUCUCUUCACAAGGAAGCCGAUUCCAUCGAACGCGAAAGACCAUCCGAAGCUCAUGCUAUUCGCGAGGAUAUCAAACGUAUUCACCAUGUUUGGGACAUCCUCAACAAGAAGGUUCGCGAGCACGAAGCUAAGCUUGAUGAAGCUGGAGAUCUUCAACGAUUCCUCCGUGAUUUGGAUCACUUCCAAGCCUGGCUCACUGCUACUCAACGUCAAGUUGCUUCUGAAGAUGAGCCACAAUCUCUGGCUGAAGCUGAACAACUCCUCAAUCAACAUGCUUCCAUUAGAGAAGAAAUUGAUGGAUAUGCUGAAGAUUACCGUAAAAUGCGUGCUAUGGGUGAUCGUGUCACCCAAGACCAAACCGAUCCUCAGUAUAUGUUCUUGCGCCAGAGACUUGUUGGACUUCAAGAAGGAUGGGAUGAACUCCAAUCCAUGUGGAAUAACCGCCAACAUUUGUUGAGCCAAGGAUUGAACUUGCAAAUGUUCCUUCGCGAUGCCAAGCAAGCCGAAGUUAUGCUAUCUCAACAAGAGAACUUUAUGGCCAAGGAUGAAGUUCCCAGCAGCUUAGAACAGGCUGAAAAUGUUCUUAAGAGAUUCCAGGACUUUAUGACUACUAUGGAUGCCAACGACGAGAAGAUCCGUGCCGUCGGAAUGUUCGGAGAUCAACUCUGCCUAGAUGGACAUUAUGCCGCUGAUAAGAUCCAUAAGAAGGCUCGCAACAUCGAAGAAAGACGUGAAGCUAACCGUGAUAAGGCUAAGGAUAUGCUCGCCAAACUCAAGGAUGCUCAAUCACUCCAACAAUUCUUAUCCGAUUGCGAAGAACUUCGUGAAUGGAUUGAGGAGAAGAUGAUCCGUGCUCAAGAUGAGACUUACAGAGAUGCUAAGACUAUCACAUCUAAGUUCGUUCGUCACCAAGCCUUCCAAAGCGAGUUGCAAGCCAACAAGGAACGUCUCGACCAACUCCGUCAAGCUGCUAUCCAUCUCGAAGAAGAUAAGCCAGAAUUCCAAGGAACUAUCGAUCCUCAAAUCUGCGAAUUGGCUACUCAAUGGGAACAACUCGAGAAGACAACUGAAGAGAAGGGACAGAAAUUGUUCGAUGCUAACCGUCAACAAUUGUAUGUCCAGUCUAUUGCUGACAUGAAGGAAUGGGCCACACAACUCGAAAAGGAGAUGGUUCGCGAUGAUCCUGCUGCUGACUUGACUACCGUCAAUGUUGCCAUGCAGAAACAACAACUCAUCGAAACUGAAAUGAUCAAGAAAGCUCAGCAUAUUGAUCAGCUCAUGGAAAUGGAACCACAGUUGGAAGAAAUGCACCCAGACGAAUUGGAAGAUAUUCGUGCUCAUCGUUUGGCUAUCCAAGAACAGCUCCAGAGAUUACAAGCUCCUUUGGACGACCGCAGAAGACAAUUGGAACGCAAAAAGGCCGCCUUCCAAUUCGGUCGCGAUGUUGAUGACGAAUUGGACUGGAUUCAAGACCGUCUUUUGGCUUCUCGCAACCAACACCUCGGAGAGAACCUCCCCGAUUGCCACAGACUCCAAAAGAAUGCUCAGUUAUUGGCUAAUGAGAUUGAUAACCACGAAUUGUGGAUUAACAGGAUCUGUGAUAAUGGACGUGCUUUGAUUGAAGGAGGUCAUGAAAACUCUGGUGCCUUCCAACUUCGCAUCGCCGAACUUAACAACGCCUGGCAGGAGUUGAAGGAUUCUCUUAGGGAUAGAAAAGCAAGACUUGCCGAAUCCGAAAAGGCUCACCAAUUCCUUUAUGACUGUGGAGAGGCCGAGGCUUGGAUGAGCGAACAAGAACUCUACAUGAUGCAAGAUGAACGUGGAAAAGAUGAAUUCUCUACUAAGAACCAAAUCAAGAAACACGAACGUCUUCAACAUGAGAUCGACAAGUUCGCUGAUACCAUCCGUGACUUGUCCACCAAGGCUCAGAAGUUCGUUGAUGAGAAGAGUCCAUUGAGUGAUCAAAUCAUCCUCCGACAAGCUCAAAUCGAAAAAUUAUACGCUGGACUCCAAGAUCUGUCCAAGGAGCGCAGAAAGCGUCUUGAGGAAACUCUUGAGCUUUAUGCUCUUCAUCGUGAAAUUGAUGACUUACUCCAAUGGAUCGCCGAUAAGGAGGUUGUUGCUGGAAGUCAAGAGAAUGGACAAGACUACGAACACGUACAAAUGCUUCAAGAACGAUUCCAACAAUUUGCUCGUGACACAGAAGUUAUUGGUGCUGAUCGUGUAGCUAAGGCUAACGAUGGUUGUGAAGCUUUGAUUGAUGCUGGACACACUGAUGCUCCAACCAUUGCACUCUGGAAAGACAGUCUCAAUGAAGCUUGGGAGAAUCUUCUCGAACUCAUCGACACUCGUGCCCAGAUGCUGGAAUCCAGCCGCCUUCUUCAUAAGUUCUUCCACGAUUGUCGCGACUGUCUUUCUCGCAUCAUCGAGAAGACACAUAGCAUGCCUGAAGAACUUGGACGCGACUCUUCCAGUGUUGGAGCCCUUGCCCGUAAGCAUGCCAACUUCCUUACUGACAUCGAAGCCAUUGGUGAGCAAGUCGCUCAGAUUGAAAGAGAUGCAGGAGAACUCCGUGAUGGAUACGCUGGAGAAAAAGCCGUUGAAAUCGCAACAAGAGAAAGUGAAGUUGUCAAGGCUUGGAGACAUCUCCGAGCCAGCUGUGAUGUGCGAACAUCGAGACUCCACGAUACUAACGACUUGUUCCGCUUCAUUAACAUGGUCCGUGAUUUAUUACUCUGGAUGGAUGAGGUUAAGAGAGAGAUGAGCUCACAAGAACGUCCAAAGGAUGUCAGCGGAGUUGAAUUACUCAUGAACAAUCACCAGAGCUUGAAGGCAGAAAUUGACGCUCGAGAAGAGAACUUCAAUAACUGUAUUUCACUUGGACGCGACCUACUGAACAGAAGACAUUACGCUUCAACCGAGAUUGAAAAGAAAUUAAUAAAACUAACAACCGAAAGAGCCGAAAUGAUGAGACGAUGGGAAGACCGAUGGGAAUACCUUCAACUCAUCUUGGAAGUUUAUCAAUUCGCUCGUGACGCCGCUGUGGCCGAAGCCUGGCUUAUGGCUCAAGAGCCAUACUUGUUAUCCCGUGAAUAUGGAAGAAACUUGGAAGAAACUAUUGCUCUCAUCAAGAAGCAUGAGGCUUUCGAGAAAUCUGCUCAUGCUCAAGAAGAAAGAUUCCUUGCCCUCGAAAAAUUGACCACCUACGAAUUAAAAGAACGACAACGCGAAGACGAAGAGAGUCGACGACGCGGACACGUCGGAUCCCCUACUAAGUCCCAGCCCCACGAAACAACAUUUGGAACCGAACAAGACGAUCGUAGUCGAAUUUCGUCGGAACCGUCAGGCUGGAGGAUGAGCUUAGCUCGAACUGUUAAAUUUGAUUCCAAGGAUGCUCGUGGAGCCAAAUCUGGUGAUGCCUUCGAAGGAGUGUUAAUACGAAAACACACCUAUGAAGCAUUAGAUCGCAAGUCGGCUAACCGAUCGUGGGAGAAGUUGUACACUGUUCUUCGAGGAAGUGAUCUGUCAUUCUUCAAGGAUUCCAAACACAGAGAUGAAGGAGCCACGUUCCACAACGAACCAUCUCUUUCAUUAGCUGGUUGUUCAGUCACCAUAGCUCAAGAUUAUUCCAAGAAAAAGAAUGUGUUGUCUUUACGAUUACCAGUUGGAGCCGAGUACCUCUUACAGUGUGCUGAUGAUACCGAUCUUCAACGGUGGUUAACUGAAUUACAAGUCGCUACAGGUCAGUCACAGCUAGAGGAGGCUUCCCGAUCUCAGACACUACCUGAAGGAUCACAAGGAAAGGCGAAGAAAGGUGGCUUCUUCUCGAGGAGUAAGAAGUAA